AUCACAUGACUGCUGUCUUGUGACAGAACAGAUAACCAGGGCACCGCGUUUUAACUGCCGUCGAUCUGCUCCCGAGCGCAAAGAGAUCUUAUUUCGGACUGGUUAUGGCGUCUUUUAACGUGUAAAUAUUUCUUAGCUACCAUUCCUUUCCUCGAGUGUGAGCUUUGAGGGCGCUUUUAGCAGCGUGGAUCACUCGGGGACAAAGUUGGCGCAUGGAGGAGGAGGAGGCGGGCGGUGAAGUCAAGUUGCAGUUCUCUUCGUCGUGUUUGCUUUUGUUUUGGUCGCUAAGCGUCGCGGGACAUCUUGACCAAUAGUGAAAGAACUGAAAGAAUCUUUUUAGUAAACGCGUGACUAUAAAAAUAUAGAUAUAAGUAUAAAUAUAGCAUUGAUAAUUCUUUUUUCCUGUAAAGAGCACACAUCAUUCCGUCGAAUAUGGAUAAUAAACCUCUUCUUCAAGACAGACCCCCGGCGUACAACAGCGUCCCCGGGGCUUAUAAUUACCAGCAGCCGCAGCCGGGGUAUGGAGCGAUCCCGCAACCCACUCCCGCACCUGCAGCCUUUCCAUCACCUCCUCCACCAUACCCCUUCCCCGCUGCACAAGGUCACCCAGCAGCUCCUGGCCUGGCUGCAGCCACAGGGACUCCAGCAAACUGUCCCAGCACAUACACCAUCAUUCAGCCCUCAGUGGUGGUGGUAGGAGGAUGUCCAGCCUGCAGGGUGGGUGUGCUGGAGGAGGACUUCACCUGUUUGGGGAUCAUGUGUGCUAUUUUCUUCUUCCCGCUGGGAAUUCUCUUCUGUUUGGCCCUGCGGCAGAGGAGGUGUCCUAACUGCGGAGCCACUUUUGGCUAGACGGACCAAACCACAGCCACGUCUUGCGGCCCAUUUGACCAUCGCCUGGGUUCUCUUUCUUUUCCUUUUUAAAUCCAUGUUUUACAUAUCAGUUUAAAAAUGCAAAUCAUGCAUACUAUUAUAUAUCAAUUUAUAAUAGCAAGUUGCCAUACGGUUUCUCAGUUACUUUUUUCCUUUAAACUAUUAGCAAAUGAGAAAGCAGCUUAAAUUUUGUAUUUUGACAUGCUCUAGCAACCUGUUCGUUUGUGUUUCUUUCUUUCUUUCUUUCUUUCUUUCCUUCCUUCUUUUUUUUAAAUCAUGUAAGCGAGACAUCGUGUCAUCGACUCACCGGUGCCUUUAAAUCAGCAAAACGGCCGCAAUUUAGAACCGCAGAAGAAUGGAGACCAUAAAGAGACAAGAAGUUAAGAAAUGAUGAUCACCAUGUGAACUCCUAAUCACAUCCCAAUCAUGGUUACAUAUGAUAAAAUCACCUUUUUCUUCUAAUUGAUUAAGAAUUCCUGUCCCUAUGAGGACUUCCUGUCCUGUUUUUGUACGAGACGAGGAUCUACGCUGCCUGGCGCUUUGUUUUUUUUUUUGUGUGUGUGUGGUUGGGAAUCUCAUCAGCCUUCAUUCAAAGAAGAAAAACAUGCUCAACACCCAGUCUUUUAAAACCACAAUCAGGAUUCAAUCAUGAUCAGGCUUCUAGAAGACCAAACCACUUCUUCUCCAUUCUCCACAGCAGGCCUGUUUUCAGUACGUUGAUCAUUACUUUUAUGCCAAGCGCCUUCAUUCCCUCUAGCACCGUGCUGCUAGUAACUCUGAGGUGUUUAUAAUCUCGCUCAAAACGGAUCGACCUUUUUCCCCGAAGAGUCUCGGCUGAAUUUCAGAAGCCAAAUUCCGAUUAGAGGACUUAUUAUAGGAUUAUAGGAGUGUUCCAAAUGAUUUGUUAAUUUCUUAAAUGUUAAACUUAAACCCGACACCUUUAUUGAUGAGCGAAUCUGCAGGUAGAAGAAUCUGUUCACAUGAGCCAGUAUGUCUAAUGGAUACAUACUCAACUCUUGAGACAAUACCAUUUUCAUGCAAAUGAAAGACAAUCAGAACUGUCCCAUUGUCUUCUAGUUUUUCCUCUUUUCCAUUGAAUAAAACAAAACGCCCUUGCUGCCAUUAUUUACCAUGUAAUUAAACAUCAGGGGAAAUUGCUUUAGACCACUGCAUGUAUAAUCAGUUCUUUUUAUAUGAACAAUAAUGUAAAUAAAACUUCUAGAUAUGCAGAAAUUCA
Molecule: messenger RNA, 2107 nt
Organism: Hemibagrus wyckioides
Lineage: Eukaryota; Metazoa; Chordata; Actinopteri; Siluriformes; Bagridae
Gene: bri3
Product: brain protein I3
Exons: 3
Coding region: 433-849 (138 amino acids)
Source: RefSeq, a predicted model, not a curated record